GCGAAAAAUCGAGUCGCUGGCGAAAAUGUCAAACAUGUCGCAGGACGACGUGACGACGGGCCUACGUACCGUUCAGCAGGGACUUGAAGCUCUUCGUGAGGAACACUCGACAAUUUCGAAUACUUUGGAGACUAGUGUCAAAGGUGUGAAAGAAGAUGAAGCUCCAUUGCCGAAGCAGAAGCUUUCACAAAUUAACGAUAAUUUGGAUAAGUUGGUGUGCGGAGUUGAUGAGACAUCGUUGAUGCUGAUGGUAUUCCAACUCACUCAAGGAAUGGAUGCUCAACAUCAGAAAUACCAAGCUCAACGGAGACGCUUGUGCCAGGAGAAUGCGUGGCUUCGUGAUGAGUUGAGUUCAACUCAAAUCAAACUUCAACAGUCGGAGCAAAUGGUUGCUCAAUUGGAAGAGGAGAACAAGCAUCUUAAGUAUAUGGCAUCAAUCAAACAAUUUGAUGAUGGAACUCAAAGUGAUACUAAGACAUCUGUCGAUGUUGGACCACAACCAGUCACAAACGAAACUCUUCAAGAACUUGGUUUUGGACCAGAAGACGAAGAAGAUAUGAAUGCUAGUCAAUUCAACCAACCAACACCAGCCAACCAAAUGGCGGCUUCUGCUAAUGUUGGAUACGAAAUUCCAGCUCGUCUUCGCACACUUCACAACUUGGUCAUUCAAUACGCCUCCCAAGGUCGUUAUGAAGUUGCAGUUCCAUUGUGCAAGCAAGCUUUGGAAGAUUUGGAGAAAACGAGUGGUCACGAUCAUCCAGAUGUUGCCACAAUGCUCAAUAUUUUGGCACUUGUCUACAGAGAUCAGAACAAGUACAAAGAGGCUGCAAAUCUUCUGAAUGAGGCUCUCAGUAUUCGUGAGAAAUGUCUUGGAGAAAGUCAUCCAGCUGUUGCCGCCACUCUCAACAAUCUCGCAGUUUUGUUCGGAAAACGUGGAAAGUUCAAGGAUGCUGAACCGCUUUGCAAGCGUGCUCUUGAAAUUCGCGAGAAAGUUCUUGGAGAUGAUCAUCCAGAUGUGGCCAAGCAACUCAAUAAUCUUGCUCUUCUUUGCCAAAAUCAAGGAAAGUAUGAAGAAGUCGAGAAGUAUUACAAGAGAGCUCUCGAAAUCUACGAGAGCAAACUUGGACCUGAUGACCCGAAUGUGGCAAAGACCAAGAACAAUUUGUCAUCUGCUUACUUGAAACAAGGAAAAUAUAAGGAGGCUGAGGAGUUGUACAAGCAAAUUCUCACCAGAGCUCAUGAAAGAGAGUUCGGACAGAUCAGUGGAGAGAAUAAACCAAUUUGGCAAAUCGCUGAAGAACGAGAGGAGAACAAGCACAAGGGAGAAGGUGCAACUGCCAACGAACAAGCUGGAUGGGCAAAAGCCGCCAAAGUUGAUAGUCCAACCGUCACAACAACUCUCAAGAACCUUGGAGCCCUUUACCGGCGACAAGGAAAAUAUGAAGCCGCCGAAACAUUGGAAGAUGUCGCCUUGAGAGCAAAGAAACAGCAUGAGCCAUUACGAAGUGGAGCGAUGGGCGGAAUCGAUGAAAUGAGCCAGUCGAUGAUGGCUUCUACAAUCGGUGGAUCCAGAAACUCGAUGACAACGAGCACAUCUCAAACUGGAUUGAAGAAUAAACUAAUGAAUGCACUCGGAUUCAACUCUUAAGAGCAUCUCUUUGCAGCACUGACUGAAAACCGCUUAUCGUUCUUGUAUUAAUAAGUGCUCGUUGAUUCAAGUUCCAAAUUCUGAAAUUUUGUCUCAGAUCUACGAAAACUUGCUUUUUUCUUCUUUCGUUGUGUUGUGCAUGAUUCUUUUUUUUUUGAUUGAUUUUUCUUUCUGCCCCAUCCCCUCAUUCACAAAAUCUUGUUCAUAAAUAAUAGGGUUGAAUAAUUGAAUGUUUCCUUGUCCGCCCCCACCAACUUUUUGGUAAAGCUUUAUAUUGUCUGCUUCGAAUUUUCUUUUCAAGCAAAAAAAAAAACAUAAUUAUAACAAGCUGAAAAAUCGUGUUGUUGUAAAUAAAGGGUUUAUUUU
Caenorhabditis elegans is the source of this 2014-nucleotide messenger RNA. RefSeq names its product Kinesin light chain (gene klc-2). The record is from RefSeq and is marked reviewed. Gene Ontology annotation, cellular component: cytoskeleton; cytoplasm; kinesin complex. Bases 26 to 1648 code for a protein of 540 amino acids. Lineage: Eukaryota; Metazoa; Nematoda; Chromadorea; Rhabditida; Rhabditidae. The transcript has 5 exons.